AUGUCUGGAAGAGGAAAGGGCAGUGGGAAAGGUCGCGCCAAGCCGAAGUCUCGGUCGUCCCGGGCUGGCCUGCAGUUCCCGGUGGGCCGUGUUCAUAGGCUCCUGAGAAAGGGUAACUAUGCUGAGCGUGUGGGUGCCGGAGCGCCGGUCUAUCUGGCUGCGGUGCUGGAGUAUCUGACGGCUGAAAUCCUGGAGCUGGCCGGCAACGCGGCCCGGGACAACAAGAAGACCCGCAUCAUCCCCAGGCACCUGCAGCUGGCCGUGCGCAACGACGAGGAGCUCAACAAGCUGUUGGGAGGGGUGACCAUCGCUCAGGGCGGGGUGCUGCCUAAUAUCCAGGCCGUGCUACUGCCCAAGAAAACCGCCGCUGCGGGAGCCACUAAAAAGUGA
This is a messenger RNA of Chiloscyllium plagiosum (whitespotted bambooshark), 390 nucleotides long. NCBI's taxonomy places the organism in Eukaryota, Metazoa, Chordata, Chondrichthyes, Orectolobiformes, Hemiscylliidae. The record is from RefSeq and is a predicted model, not a curated record.